UCCCCCCACAGCCAUGUCUAUCCAGAAGAUCUUCGCCCGGGAAAUCCUCGACUCCCGAGGAAACCCGACGGUGGAGGUCGACUUGCACACCGCCAAAGGUCGCUUUCGGGCCGCCGUGCCCAGCGGCGCCUCCACCGGCAUCUACGAGGCCCUGGAGCUUCGCGAUGGGGACAAGGCCCGGUACCUGGGCAAAGGGGUGUUGAAAGCUGUGGAACACAUCAACAAGACCCUGGCCCCUGCUGUGCUGGAGAAGAAACUCAGUGUCGUCGAGCAAGAGAAGAUUGACAAAGUGAUGAUUGAUCUGGACGGCACCGAGAACAAGUCCAAGUUUGGGGCUAACGCCAUCCUGGGGAUCUCGCUCGCAGUCUGCAAGGCUGGGGCAGCCGAGAAAGGGGUCCCCCUCUACCGCCACAUUGCAGACCUGGCUGGCAAUGCAGAAAUCAUCCUGCCCGUCCCCGCUUUCAACGUGAUCAACGGCGGCUCCCAUGCAGGGAACAAACUGGCAAUGCAGGAAUUCAUGAUCCUCCCUGUGGGGGCCAGCAACUUCAAGGAGGCCAUGCGGAUCGGGGCCGAAGUCUACCACAACCUGAAAGCCGUCAUCAAGGCCAAGUACGGCAAGGACGCCACCAACGUGGGGGACGAGGGAGGAUUUGCCCCCAACAUCUUGGAGAACAACGAAGCCCUGGAGCUGCUGAAGUCUGCCAUCGGGAAGGCCGGCUAUCCUGACAAGGUGGUCAUCGGCAUGGACGUGGCGGCCUCUGAGUUCUACCGCAACGGCAAAUACGACCUGGAUUUCAAGUCUCCCGAUGAUCCGAACCGAUACAUCUCUGGGGAGAAACUGGGCGAGCUUUACCAGAGCUUCAUCAAGAACUACCCUGUUGUUUCCAUUGAGGAUCCUUUUGACCAGGACGACUGGGAGACGUGGAAGAAGUUCCUGACGCAGGUGCAGAUCCAGAUUGUGGGUGAUGACUUGACCGUGACCAACCCCAAGCGCAUCCAGAAGGCCGUGGAACAGAAGGCCUGCAACUGCCUCCUCCUCAAAGUCAACCAGAUCGGCUCUGUCACGGAGUCCAUCCAGGCCUGCAAACUGGCACAGAGCAACGGCUGGGGGGUCAUGGUGAGCCACCGGUCAGGGGAGACUGAGGACACCUUUAUCGCUGACUUGGUUGUGGGGCUGUGCACAGGACAGAUCAAGACAGGAGCGCCCUGCCGGUCGGAGCGUCUGUCCAAGUACAACCAGCUGAUGAGGAUCGAGGAAGAGCUGGGAGAGAAAGCCCACUUCGCCGGCCGCAAAUUCCGGAACCCCCGGGCCAAGUAAAGGACAUCUCUGCCCGGAGAUCCAGGGGACCCCCUCGCCCC
Molecule: messenger RNA, 1359 nt
Organism: Euleptes europaea (tarantolino)
Lineage: Eukaryota; Metazoa; Chordata; Lepidosauria; Squamata; Sphaerodactylidae
Gene: ENO3
Product: enolase 3
Exons: 11
Coding region: 14-1318 (434 amino acids)
Biological process (GO): glycolytic process
Cellular component (GO): phosphopyruvate hydratase complex
Molecular function (GO): phosphopyruvate hydratase activity; magnesium ion binding
Source: RefSeq, a predicted model, not a curated record